GCGCGGCGCAUGCUGGGAAAUGUAGUCCCCGGCUCGGCAGCCGCUACGGGCGGCGCGCGGUGCCCGCCGGGAGUUGUAGUCCGUGGCUCCGCCCCCUGGGCCGCGCCAUCAUGGCGGAUCCGCCGGAGGAGGCGGGGGGCGGCUCGGCCCGGGCCGGGCCGGGGGUCGCGGGGCCCCCCCGGGGGCGGCAGCGGCUGGAGGCGCUGCUGAACCGGAGCCUCCGGAUCCGCAUGUCCGACGGGCGGACCCUGGUGGGAGCGUUCCUGUGCACCGACCGCCAGAGCAACGUCAUCCUGGGCUCGGCGCAGGAGUUCCUCAAGGCCGCAGACGCGUUCCCGGGCAGUGAACCCCGAGUUCUGGGGCUGGCCAUGGUCCCCGGGCACCACAUCGUGUCCAUCGAGGUGGAGCCCCCCUACCCCUGAGUGACCCCCGAGGGACCCCAAAAACACCUCGAGAGACCCCCUGGAUGGACCCCAAAACCACCUGAUGGACCCCAAAAACACCUGAUGGAGCCCAAAAACACCUCAUGGA
Taeniopygia guttata (zebra finch) is the source of this 531-nucleotide messenger RNA. NCBI's taxonomy places the organism in Eukaryota, Metazoa, Chordata, Aves, Passeriformes, Estrildidae. The record is from RefSeq and is a predicted model, not a curated record.